Molecule: messenger RNA, 1106 nt
Organism: Solanum verrucosum
Lineage: Eukaryota; Viridiplantae; Streptophyta; Magnoliopsida; Solanales; Solanaceae
Product: wound-induced protein WIN2
Exons: 2
Coding region: 111-746 (211 amino acids)
Biological process (GO): defense response to fungus; defense response to bacterium
Molecular function (GO): chitin binding; RNA nuclease activity
Source: RefSeq, a predicted model, not a curated record
AAGCACCCAAAUUUCAGGGACACAAACAAAAUAAAUACAUAAAUAGAGUCCUAUAAAACCCCCAAAUCUAUUAUAGAUCAAACGUAGAUCAAUACACUUUUGGAAAAAAAAUGGAGAAGCUAAGUUGUGGUCCUAUUUUGCUAGCUCUGGUUCUCUGCAUCAGCCUAACCUCAGUUGCCAACGCACAGCAGUGCGGAAGGCAAAGGGGCGGAGCGUUAUGUGGCAACAACUUAUGUUGCAGCCAAUUCGGGUGGUGUGGAUCGACACCCGAAUAUUGUUCACCUAGCCAAGGUUGCCAGAGCCAGUGCAGUGGAAGUGGACCAGCUCCAGGCCAAGGGGGCAGCGCGCAAAACGUUCGUGCAACAUAUCAUAUAUAUAACCCACAGAAUGUUGGGUGGGAUUUGAAUGCUGUUAGCGCUUACUGUUCAACUUGGGAUGCUAAUAAGCCUUUGUCCUGGCGGAAGAAGUAUGGUUGGACUGCUUUUUGUGGUCCAGUCGGACCUCGUGGUCGAGACUCGUGCGGAAAGUGCUUAAGGGUGACAAAUACACGUACAGGAGCUCAAACGACAGUGAGAAUUGUGGAUCAAUGCAGCAACGGCGGACUAGACUUGGACAUCAACGUUUUUCGACAAAUCGAUACAGACGGAGUAGGAAAUCAACAAGGUCACCUUAUUGUGAACUACCAAUUUGUUAAUUGUGGCGACAAUGUCAAUGUUCCUCUGCUCUCUGUUGUUGACAAAGAAUGAGAAACAACUACAUGGCUCUGUUUAUUCUGAUGAUUGUAUUAGGUAUAAAAGUCAUCUUUGAUGAUUUAAAUAAAGAAUAAAAGAACAAAAAUGAAAAAAAGGGGGGAAAAAUGGUUACUUCGAAGGGGUUAUCCAAUUCCAUAUGAUCUGUUGAUCAUGGAUGUCUUCAUUUAAGGAAAAAGUGAGUUGAAGUGUGUAUUGUAUUUGUGAUCAUUUUGUACUCGACUUAUUUGAAUUUUGAAUAAGAAAUUCCAACAACUCUUGUUUGGGGAUUGAAUUGGGAUGUUAUUUAUGUUAUGUAGUGAGUGACAAUAUGAAAUUGUCAUACAACAUUAUGUAAAAUAAUACUUUUACUGUCGC